AUGACUGACAACACUCGCGACCUGCGCUCACUCAGUACCCUCGCGGGCAAAACCGUGAUCAUAACAGGCGGCGCAAAUGGUAUAGGAGCCGAGACUGUGAAGCUGUUCAACUCAUAUGGAGCGAAUACAGUCAUUGCCGAUCUUGAGCGCACUCGUGCUGCGGCCGAAUCGGUUAUUCGAUCCUUGCAGCAUCCCUCCGCUGCGCUAUUCAUCAGUGUCAACAUCCUUGUCUGGGAUGAAAUGAAGGCCCUUUUCUCUCAAUGCAUACAGCAUUUCAGCAAGAUCGAUAUUGUUAUAGCCAAUGCUGGCAUAAUGGAAAACCAGAGUCUGUUUGAUAUCGAAAACGUUGACGAGCAGGGGGGAAUACGCGAAUCAAUCGAAGGGUUUCGCGUAAUUGAUGUUAAUCUUAAAGGAACCAUUAAUACGUUGCGGCUCGCGCUGCAUCACAUGCGACGCAACCAACCCGUCUCACCAGAUGGUCUAAGAGGAUCUGUAGUUCUCGUCACUUCAACAUCAGGGUACUUUGGAGCUACCGGCGUCGGUGCAUAUAUAACAUCUAAGCAUGGACUCACGGGCCUCCUUCGAGCAUCACAGCAAGUUGCUCGAGGCCUUGGCAUCAGCGUCAAUGCUGUUGCUCCGUUCUUCACGCCAACACCAACCUUUAAAGAGUUGGCUGAGAAAUGGAAAGACUCAGGCCUCAAAUCUAAUAAUCCAGAGGACGUCGCUGAGACUAUCGCCCUUGCCUCUGCGCAGAAUGAGACUGGAAAAUGUUACAUGGUGGUUGGGCGGAAGACGGUAGAAGUAGAAGAUGGCAGAAGCGCACUUAUUGAACAAUGGCUUGGACGAGAAGCUGCAGGCUUGUUGGGAUCUGCUAGCAAGCUCUUUGAGGACAAAGGCUAUCCCCUGCCCAAAGGGCACGAGAAACCUUCAACUUAA
Molecule: messenger RNA, 936 nt
Organism: Fusarium verticillioides 7600
Lineage: Eukaryota; Fungi; Ascomycota; Sordariomycetes; Hypocreales; Nectriaceae
Exons: 3
Coding region: 1-936 (311 amino acids)
Source: RefSeq, a predicted model, not a curated record